GUUGCCAGUGCUUGUACUAUUCUCGGACCCUCGCAUUCUUGAAUGGAGUUACUUUCCCUAAGUGUCAUGCUUAAAGAUUCCCUGCAGUACUCUCCCGGACAUAAUAUUUUUUGCGAUGAUGGGAAACCAUUCGGCGACCCAGAAAGGUUCGGUACAGACGCUGCAGAAUUUUAUUCAAAGUCGUCGUGUAUCCUCUGCCUGUGGACUUGGUUGAGCGAUGGUGCACUUGUUUGCAUGUUGAUGCUCUUUUUCAUGCUAUGCCAUGGAUGCGCACGCGUUCGGCUCCCUUGCACGACGACAUUCCUGUAUACUGCAGCAAGUGGUGCCAUGAAUUUCAUGGUCGUGAGCUUCAAUGGCGCUCGACGUCUACUGCCGCGUCUGACCCUCCUUCCCCAGAAAUUCAGAAUUGAUGCCGCUUGGACCAAAAUGGCCCAUAAUAGAACGACCGUGAGUGGAUGCUCAAAACAUCCAUAACAGAUUUGCGUUUGAAAGUCAGGUAUCCGGA
Suillus plorans is the source of this 505-nucleotide messenger RNA. RefSeq lists its product as uncharacterized. The transcript has 3 exons. Lineage: Eukaryota; Fungi; Basidiomycota; Agaricomycetes; Boletales; Suillaceae. The record is from RefSeq and is a predicted model, not a curated record. Bases 43 to 474 code for a protein of 143 amino acids.